CGCAAAUAUUUUAUAAAUAUUUUAAACUGUUUUAGAAUAAAAAAAAUGGCGCCCGCCUGGGGUACACCUACCUCUACACUGGACUGGUGUGAAGAAAAUUAUGAGGUGAGCUGGGCAAUAGCUGAGUUUUGGAACACAGUUUCCAAUUUAUUUAUGAUUAUACCAGCGCUUUACGGAGUUUAUCAAGCUAGAAAACAAGGUCUUGAACACAGAUAUGUAAUUGUGAACUAUUUGUUCCUUCUGGUAGGAGUUGGAUCUUGGCUUUUCCAUAUGACUUUAAGAUGGUCUAUGCAGCUGCUGGAUGAAAUACCUAUGGUGUGGGGUACAAGCUAUAUGAACUACUGCAUGCAUUUGGUUGCGUUUAAACCAAAAGAAGGUUCUCCGAAGAUGGCAGCAGCGCUAACCUUGUACAAUAUUCUCUUUACCCUGGUUUAUCUUAUCUUUAGGAAUCCGCUUAUUCAUGAGAGUAUGUAUGGCCUGUUGGUGGUUGUCAUGGUGUAUCAAUCCUUUUACUAUCUCAAAACACAAUACACCAGAGAGGGAACCCUGUUGUACAUAACUGGUUUUGUUAUGUACCUUACUGGAUUUAUCUUGUGGAACAUAGAUAAUACAUCCUGUGCGAGUGUGAUAUCUAUACGUAAUUCUCUUCCUGUGAUUCUUCAACCCCUUCUCCAACUGCAUGCGUGGUGGCAUAUUCUUGCAGGAUAUGCUACCUAUCUCAUGAUUCUCUACUCUGAACACCAAAGGUUGACCUACUUGAAGCGUGAAGUGACCCUAUCGCCUAGCUGGUGUGGACUGACAGUUAAGCACAAGCGCGCUGGUCAGAUGGGCUGAACAAAAGAAGAAGCUUCUGAAGACAUUAAGAAUUACUUCUGAUAAGAAAAGAAGAAGCUUCUGAUAAAAUAAAAAAAGCUUAUGGACAAUUGCUCAAAAUAUGCAUUCAAUUUCUACAACUUUCAUACAGUCGUCUCGUAUAUAUCGUUACAAUAAAGACGACGUUCUAUUUAAAUUUAGAUUUCCCCGUGGCUAUCAAACGGAUUGGAUACAGAUAACAAUUGAAAUAAAGAGAAGUUGUCACAUAUUAUUUUAAUGUUGUAACUUGUAAUUUGAAAAAGUUUGUUAGAAACCAAAACCUGAAUAAAAAAGUUGCCUUCAUUGUAUUGAUACAGACGCUGACCACUGUAGCACAUGCAUAGACGUUAAAAUAUACUAAGUAAGUAAAUGUAUUAUGUAUUUCACUGUAGAUAACGCAUUACCUAUACUCACAGUACAGUGUAUACUGUACAUUAUUACAUGUCCAGUGUACAUUGUACAUUAAAACAUGUCCAGUGUACACUGGACAUUAAAACAUGUCCAGUGUACACUGUACAUUAACACAUGUCCAGUGUACACUGGACAUUAAAACAUGUAAAGUGUACACUUUACAUUAAAACAUGUCCAGUGUACACUGUACAUUAACACGUGUACAGCUUGUUUGUGUUCGCUAAUGAAGAAAAUGUUGUGUGAUGAUAUGUAACAUCAAUAAGCUAUGAUAUAUCCGGUGAAUAAUUUCCCGGUUUCUUUCCAUACUCGGUAGUUGAUGUACUCAUUUAGAGCCCAAGAGAUCGGCCCGGUACUUCAAAUAAACCAGAAUUUAGAGUAAUGUACUCCACUCUGUAUGUACACUGUACAGUGUACACUGGUUAUGUAAUAAACCUUUAUGUACACUUUUAUCAUGAUUCAACGCAUAAAGUAAAUAUUAAGUUUACAAAAAAUAGAUAAAAAAUGUUGAAAUAAAGUUAAAUUUUACAUGAACAAAUCAUCUAUGCCGAACAGAAUGACUUUAUGUAAAAAACCACAUAUCAAACAAUUAUUAAGUUUUAAACUUUUAAUUUGUAAAAAAAUAUAUAUUUGAAUGUU
This is a messenger RNA of Eurytemora carolleeae, 1899 nucleotides long. RefSeq names its product alkaline ceramidase 3. Gene Ontology annotation, cellular component: endoplasmic reticulum membrane. Gene Ontology annotation, biological process: phytosphingosine biosynthetic process; ceramide metabolic process. The record is from RefSeq and is a predicted model, not a curated record. The transcript has 11 exons. Bases 46 to 834 code for a protein of 262 amino acids. NCBI's taxonomy places the organism in Eukaryota, Metazoa, Arthropoda, Copepoda, Calanoida, Temoridae.